CUAUUGCAAUCUUCUCUAACCCUCGAUUAACUGUUCACACUCUGUGGGAAGGCAUGGCAAAGAAGAAGUGGAAACGUGAAGAAAGUGAAGAAAAAGCAACUCCUGCACAAGAGAUGAACAAUAAACCCAAUAACAAGCGAAAGCGAAACAAUCAAGUUUUCCCCUUCGGCAAUUACAGAAACUACUAUGGCUAUCGAGUUGGUCGUGAUGUAGAGGAAGAUCCUCGGCUUAGGAUCUUUAAAAAGGAAUGGUUUGAAGGGAAGGAUUGCCUUGAUAUUGGUUGCAACAGUGGGGUUGUAACUGUUGAUAUAGCAAAGAAGUAUAAUUGUGGGAGCAUCCUUGGAAUUGACAUUGAUUCAGAUCGAAUUGAGGAGGCAUACUGGUACCUUAGGAAAGUUGUGAAAAUGGAAUCUGGUGAGAAGAAACAUCGAACAGAUUCUAGUGUAAAGGCUGCAGCGAAGGUAAAUAGUUCAGGACAGGGUGAUACUUUCUCAUCUAAUGAAGGUACAAAUGGAAUUUCUAAAGACUGUCCUCCUCCUAUGAAAAGAGAUCUAUCUGAUAUAGUAUAUUUCCAACGAGAAAAUUUUGUUCAAAGUCGUCCUCACCCUGAUAAGUCUUUUGAUACAAUACUCUGUUUGAGCGUGACAAAGUGGAUUCAUCUGAACUGGGGUGAUGAUGGAUUGAUCACCUUAUUUUCAAGGAUUUGGAGACUUCUUCGUUCGGGCGGCAUUUUUAUUUUGGAACCUCAACCUUGGAAAUCCUAUGAGAAUAAUCGUCAAGUCUCUGAGGUAUCAUUUAUACCUCCCCCUCUGUUUUCUGCACUCCUAACACUGGCCAAAUCACUUUCCAUCUUUUAUUUCUGUUUGUUUUAACCAAAUUAUAUGGUUAUAUUAGUUUUCUUUCAAAAGUUGACUUCCAAACUUGAUCCUAAAGAAACUUUUCUCGACAAUAUCUUGAAGACAGCGAAAUUAAAUUAUCGAAACAUUUUAUUCCGUCCAGAGCGUUUUCAGGAAAUCCUUUUGGAUAAGAUUGGAUUUAGAAUGGUAGAAGACAUCACUUCUGGGUUGUCAGGCACCAAAAUGGGUUUUGACAGACCAAUAUUUGCUUUCCACAAAUGAAUCAGUUCUUUGUUAGGUUGCCUCUUAGGCAUCACUUAUCAAGGGAGAGUAUCUUGCAAAAUUCCAGGGGCUGGAACUUUUUGAUAAUUGGGUGUCACAAUUUUGCAUUCAAACAAAAUUAUGUCCACUGCGGCACUGCCUAGCACCAGCAGAGUGAACUCUAAGGAUCUGAAGUUUUUGGUUAUGCUUGCCUGUUUUGUUCUAUCACUACAUCGUUCCAUAUGCCACCUUUGGGGAAAAUGUUUGUUGCUAGAUAUUGUAAAGCGUGAAUAUAAGUGAACCAGAAGAACGGCAGAUAAAUUCGUUGUUGGGAAAUCUUUAUGACUUAUUUUUUUAUAGUCCAAUCUUAUCUUGUACCUCUACUUUAGAAUGCUGCCAGUCAAUUGAGAGCACACUAAUUUAUGUAUUAAAAAGGUGAGAAAAAACAGAAGUUACAGAACUAUUUAUACAACCGUUCUAUAGAAAACAAUAGAAAAAGUUGAAUGGUAAAGAGAAAUAAGGAGAAGAAAAUCAGUUUCCAAUUGUCACACGCAUUGUACUUCGUCAAUAUGUAAUCUCACAAAUGAUUGCCAUUUAUGUUACUUGCAGCACGAUUAUUUGUGACAUUUGGACGAUAUCUUGUUACCUGCAUGGAAGGCAAGUUGGGGAGUUUACGUUAGAUAAUGGAUGCCAAGUCAAAUUGUAAAUUACAAGAGUUGGCUUAUCAGAAAAUGCAAUGUGUGGAUGAUAAUUUGGAUUCAGAAACCACACCAUACGUCUAACAAUCAUAUUGCGU
Rubroshorea leprosula is the source of this 1893-nucleotide messenger RNA. The record is from the annotation of a GenBank genome assembly. NCBI's taxonomy places the organism in Eukaryota, Viridiplantae, Streptophyta, Magnoliopsida, Malvales, Dipterocarpaceae.